AUGCUCCUGCGACUCUGUCUUGUCCCAAUUGUCUUCUGUAGCGGCAGUGUUGUCGAUUUAGUUAUGCCGUUUCGAUAUUAUGUUACAGUAGGGCCAAUUAUAAAGUGUGACGCAAAUUUGUCGACUACUAUUAGUAUUCAAGACUCGGAUAGUAAGUUUUGUUCAUUUUGAACAUUGGGAAAAAUAAAAAGGUGACAUUUUAUACGAUGAAAAAUUUUCUUCAAACUUUCAAAGUAAUGUAUAAGCAUUUUAUUUAGUCAGCUAAAAAAAUUGUGUAAAAUUUUAAUCGUAUAACAUGCCACCUCACAUUUUGAAAAAAUUCAAAAUUUUAUCGGAUAAAGUUUCAUCCAUCAUUUUAAAAACUUGAAUUAAAAAAUCCAUCGUAUAAAAUGUCACCUCUUUGAGCACCACACUUUUCGGUCUCAAUCCGGUUAUACCUUUUUGUUUUCAGCACUCUUCAACGACAUUCUGGCUUUCAAGCACGUGUCCAAACCCGGCUUUGUAACGCUUCAGGCGUUUGAAAAGGAGUUUGGAAGAUUUGAGCCAUAUAUUGAACUUGUCGGUGAAUGUAAAGGUUAGUACAAGAUCAUGCAAAAAAUGCUAAAACAGAGAAAAUAGCUUAUAAAAAAGCUUUUAAUUUUGUUAGGCGAUCUAAAUCAACUAAUUUCAGGGCGGAAGCACAGAAUACGACAGGCGGUCCCUCAAGGCUACGUUUACGACAGAACUCGGGUUGAGAACCUGAUUUUUAAGCCCACAUUUGAUCUGAAUUAA
This is a messenger RNA of Bursaphelenchus xylophilus (pine wood nematode), 771 nucleotides long. Lineage: Eukaryota; Metazoa; Nematoda; Chromadorea; Rhabditida; Aphelenchoididae. The record is from the annotation of a GenBank genome assembly.